This is a messenger RNA of Topomyia yanbarensis, 1982 nucleotides long. Its product is annotated as pre-mRNA-processing factor 17. Gene Ontology annotation, cellular component: catalytic step 2 spliceosome. Gene Ontology annotation, biological process: mRNA splicing, via spliceosome. NCBI's taxonomy places the organism in Eukaryota, Metazoa, Arthropoda, Insecta, Diptera, Culicidae. Gene Ontology annotation, molecular function: mRNA binding; protein binding. The transcript is spliced from 4 exons. Bases 106 to 1929 code for a protein of 607 amino acids. The record is from RefSeq and is a predicted model, not a curated record.
UCAAGAGACGAGAAAUUAAACGUAAACAAACGAUUCAGCUGAGAAGGUGUUAAUUUUAGGCUUCUUCAGUGCAUAUCAAAUCAUUUCUUCUACCAAGCUCGUAAAAUGUUGGGCUUACAAGCCUACGCCAGCGGAAGCAGUAGCAACAGCAGCAGCAGCAGUGGCAACGAUAGCAGUGACGAUUCCGAGCAAGAGGUUUCCAACCAACCACGUAAGACACCCGAAAGUAGCAAAGCAAAAGCUGCUCCGAAGGAGGAAGAACUAGCACACCUCAAACCUCCGGUCGAUAGUUCCCUAUCCGUUGCAAAAUCUAUGCAGAUUUGUGCCGCGCCGCUAGUGGUUCCGACGGGUCAAGUGGAGGUAUCACGAGUCGUUGCUCCCACGGUAAAAGAACUGGUCUAUAAUCCACGCUAUGAGGAACUGUUUGCUCCCGUUGCCGGACCGGCCAAUCCCUUUCUGACGGAACAGAUGAAAGCUCACAAGAACAUGUUGACCGGGUUUGUGGAAAGUGCACACAUCAGUGACUUUCAGUUCGAGAACCAACGCAAAACUUUUCACAGUUAUGGAUAUGCUUUGGAUCCAUCGGUUGACGCAAAUAGUGGUGGAGUAGUGGAAGGUGGCGAUGAAGGACCAAGCUACGUAGGUCAUUUACAGGCUGCCUACGAUACGGAGGGUAAAACCGUGUUCGAGUCUUCUAAGGCGAAUCGCAACGGAGAUAAACGGAAGCGACUGAAAAAUGAUAAACCUGAAGAUGUUGAGGGUUUUCUUGGACCGUGGGGUAAGUUUGAAGACGAGCAAACAGUGGCACGACCGAGUGAACAGGAACGAGCCGAACUGGAGGAAAUGAUGGCGAAAAAGCAGCGCCGAAAUCGUGUCACCGAGGACAAACCGAUCGAGGAAAAGUCAGUGCUGCACAUCAAGGACUCGGUCGACUACCAAGGCCGCUCGUUUCUGCAUCCUCCGCAUGACGUGGGAGUCAAUCUGCGGAAGGGAGGUGCACCGGAUCGAUGCUUUCUACCGAAGGCUCACAUUCACACCUGGACCGGGCACACUAAGGGAAUUUCUGCGAUCCGGUGGUUUCCCAAAUCUGCGCAUCUUUUACUGUCCUGCAGUAUGGAUGCUCGUGUUAAGCUGUGGGAGGUUUACAACGAAAGGCGUUGCGUGCGUACCUAUUCCGGGCACCGACAGGCCGUUCGGGAUGUCAGCUUUAAUAACCGAGGAGAUCGGUUUGUGUCGGCUGGCUACGAUCGGUAUCUGAAGCUGUGGGAUACCGAAACGGGAGAUGUGAUUUCGCGGUUCAGCUCCCGGAAGAUUCCGUUCUGUGUGAAGUUUCACCCGGAUUACAACAAGCAGCAUCUGUUCGUGGCGGGAACGUCCGACAAGAAGAUUAUUUGUUGGGACACUCGAAGCGGUGACAUCGUCCAGGAGUAUGAUCGGCACUUGGGUGCGGUUAACACAAUUACUUUUGUGGAUGAAAAUCGUCGUUUCGUGACCACGUCCGACGACAAAAGUAUGCGCGUCUGGGAGUGGGACAUCCCGGUCGAUAUGAAGUACAUCGCAGAUCCGACAAUGCAUUCGAUGCCGGCUGUUACGUUGUCGCCGAAUGGGAAGUGGUUGGCUUGUCAGAGCUUGGACAAUAAGAUCGUGAUUUUCUCGGCCAUCAAUCGGUUCAAAAUGAAUCGGAAAAAAUCCUUCACCGGCCACAUGGUGUCCGGGUAUGCGUGUAAUUUGGAUUUUUCACCGGAUAUGAGCUAUCUGGUAUCCGGGGAUGGUGACGGAAAAUGCUACAUUUGGGACUGGAAGACUACGAAGCUGUACAAAAAAUGGCAAGCACACGACAACGUCUGCAUAGCUGCCCUAUGGCACCCACACGAAUCCAGCAAACUGGCGACGGCUGGUUGGGAUGGAUCCAUUAAGUAUUGGGAUUAGAGGGGGCGGGUACGAAUAUCUGUUUUAAAACGGAAACAAAUAAAAAAUAAAAA